This is a messenger RNA of Glarea lozoyensis ATCC 20868, 1335 nucleotides long. RefSeq lists its product as uncharacterized. The transcript is spliced from 3 exons. Bases 1 to 1335 code for a protein of 444 amino acids. NCBI's taxonomy places the organism in Eukaryota, Fungi, Ascomycota, Leotiomycetes, Helotiales, Helotiaceae. The record is from RefSeq and is a predicted model, not a curated record.
AUGUCCACCAUUGAAACCCUCCCCUUCGAGCUAAUAGUAGCUAUCCUCCAAAAACUCGACAACAUCCACUCCCUCCUUUCUUCUAUCCUUACAUGUCACAACUUCCAUAAUGUAUACCAAGAAUAUCCCAGUGUCAGAACCGCGGUAUUCCGCCGCCAGCUCACCCCAGCUCUCCUCCCUUACUCACUCGCCGUAUACGAAACGUCGCGACUCCCACCCCUUGACAGAGAAGAUUCGAUUCGCGACUUAGUCAAUACUCUUCACGAAACGCCUCAUAAUCUCACAGCACAACCCGAAACACUUCCUCUCUCCACUCUCCUCAGACUAGGACGUACUCACGAGGCCAUCACAAGACUAGUAGCCGAGUUUGCUAGUACGGCUUCUGCCCUACUCUCGCAAGAUGAGCAAGGAGAUUGUAGCGACCUCACUCUAUCCGAAAACGAAAGCCUUCGUUUCUUCCGCUCUUUCUACCGCGUCGAAAUCUAUUUCACGAUCUUUCCCGGCGAGAAAGAAUUGUUGGAUUUUGAUCCCUCCGAGAGCAGCGAUGUGGGUUUUUUCUUUUCGAAAUAUACGGUCUGGGAAAUAGAGGAAGUCGCUUGUGUUCAUGACUUUUUGGAGGAACGGAUCUCUCAGAGCACUGUUGACAUCCUCACUCAUGAUGUCGCUUUUGGGGAAUUCAGCGCCGACUACCUCGUGCGUGGCUGGGAAAACUGUUGGAUCCAACGCUGGAUGUCCCAAGGAAUGGAGUACGUUAACCAACUCGUCUUCGAGACGUCCUACGAGAUAAUAUGGUCACUAUUGGACUCAGCAAACAACAGCAAAAACGGCCGUCUGUAUGACGCCCUCUUAUCACUACAAGAUCGACCUAUUGACGCCCUAGUGAAAGAACUCCAGUCUUCAGACUCCGGAGCCUAUCAAAGCUGGUUCUCAACCCAGAACGUCGUCACUCUUGACACCUGGAUCAUGUCUUCCGAGAACGCAGGCCUCCGUGAACGCGCUUUUCUCAUGUGGGACCCCUCACGUCUCGAAACUCACAACUUAGCAAAGCUCUUCGCAGAUCCGCCCGUCGCUCCAGCAAAGUACACGCGCAAAGAUCACGAUAAGAUGCGGGAGUCUUUCAAUGAAAGAUCAGAGGUAGAUCGUAGAGGUGGCGCUGGGUACUGGUCCAAAGGCGAUUUUAGUAGGGUGGUGCCGAAGGAGUUUCUAAUCAAGCUGGGACGGAAGUGGGUUCCCGGGUCUUUUACACUACCGGCUGGGUUUACGUGGAUUAAAGAGGGGGAUGGUGAGGAGGAGGAAAGUGAGGUGUGUGAGAGGGAAGUGGGUGGGUUGAGUUGA